GUAAACGCACCACGGAGAGCUGCGCGUGAGGACUACAGCGUUCUGACACCACAAGCAGCGCGCGCGGUUCGAUAUCAAACUUUUCCAGACAGCACGAGAUGAAACGACUCCGGCUCGUGCUCCUGACCGCGUUGCUAUGGCAAUGCUGCCGUGCCCAGCAGAGAGGUCUGUUCCCGGCUGUGCUGAACCUGGCGUCCAUGGCAGAUAUAUCCACUAAUGCUACCUGUGGUUCAUCGGGUCCAGAGAUGUUCUGUAAGCUGGUGGAACAUGUACCAGGCCAGCCCGUUAGAAACCCUCAGUGUCGAACUUGCGACCAAAAGAGCACAAAACCAUUUGAAAAACAUCCCAUAGAAUAUGCCAUAGAUGGGACUAAUCGCUGGUGGCAAAGUCCGUCUAUCAAGAAUGGAAUGGCGUACCACUACGUGACUAUCACUCUGGACUUAAAACAGGUUUUCCAGAUCGCCUAUAUGAUCAUAAAGGCAGCCAACUCACCUCGCCCAGGUAACUGGGUCUUGGAGCGUUCAAUCGAUGGCGUGACCUUUGACCCGUGGCAGUACUACGCCAUCACAGACACGGAGUGCCUGACGAGGUUCAACAUCAAUCCACGGAGAGGACCUCCAUCCUACACCAGAGAUGAUGAAGUCAUCUGCACGUCUUAUUAUUCAAAGAUUCACCCUCUGGAGAACGGAGAGAUCCACACGUCUUUGAUCAAUGGCCGGCCCAGUGCAGAAGACCCCUCCCCGACCCUGCUGAACUUCACCUCCGCCCGCUACAUCAGGCUGGUGUUCCAGCGAAUCAGAACGCUGAACGCCGACCUCAUGACUCUGACGUUGACCCGUGACCCGAAAGAGAGUGAUCCCAUCGUGACGAGACGGUACUAUUAUUCCAUUAAGGACAUCUCAAUCGGAGGGAUGUGUAUCUGUUACGGCCACGCCAAAGCUUGUCCACUCGACAUCGCUACAAAGAAGUUUAGCUGUGAAUGUGAACACAACACAUGCGGGGAGAGCUGUGAUCGUUGUUGCCCUGGUUACCACCAGCAGCCCUGGAUGGCAGGAACCUUCCUCACUCGACACGUCUGCGAGAGGUGUAACUGCCACGGUAAGGCAGAGGAGUGCUACUUUAAUCAGACGGUAGCAGACCUGUCGCUCAGCCUGAACGUCCAAGGUCAAAACAGAGGGGGUGGAGUUUGCAUCAGUUGCCGCGACAACACAGCUGGAAUCAACUGUCAGACGUGCAUCUCUGGAUACUACAGACCCACUGGGGUGAGCGUUGAGGAGGAGAACCCCUGCAUCCCCUGCUCAUGUGACUCACACGGUUCUAUCAGCCAAUCAUGUGUCGAAGAUUCAAGCCAGGCUACACCCACUCAGCCAGCAGGGUCAUGCCGGUGUAAGGAUGGUUUUGGGGGUCUGCGAUGUGACAGGUGUGCCGUCGGUUAUAUGGGCUACCCGUCCUGCCAGCGCUGUAACUGCACCGUGGAAGGAAGCACCAACGAUGACCCGUGUAUAACACCCUGCGUGUGCAAGGAAAACGUGGAGGGAGAAAACUGCGACCGCUGUAAACUGGGAUUCUACAACCUGCAACGUGACAAUCGACGUGGAUGCGAAAAGUGCUCGUGUAUGGGCGUUUCCAGUCACUGCUCUGCCUCCACAUGGGCCUAUCACAAUGAGACCACUCUGACCGGCUGGCACCUGCUCGGAGACACAGGAGGAAGAGUGUGGUCCGUCCACAGACAGACGCCUCCUUAUCUCAGCGCCCGACACUCAGACGUUGUGAAUGAUCUCGGCUCUGCCUACUACUGGAACGCACCUGGACUAUACCUGGGAAACAAGAUCUCAGCGUAUGGAGGGAGUGUGACCUACACCGUGUCUUAUACUACAGACCAACAAGAACAAGCGGCGAUUAGGGUGACCUCACAACCUGACCUAAUCAUAGAGGGAGGCGGAAUCAAGAUUAUUGACAGAAGGUAUGGCCAGCCGGUGUACCCGUCCUCGUCAAGCACCAAUCGCAUCGCUCUCCUUCCAGAGAACUUCCUGGUUUCAGAGAGCGCACAGCCGAUCACCCGGAGGGAUUUCUUGACUGUGUUGGCCAACGUGACCACAGUGAUGGUGCGGGCCUCUUACAGCACAGAACCCAGCGCUGUGUACAGACUCCACUCAUUCUCUAUGCAGGUAGCUAACCCCUCUGCCAGAGGAGAGCAGAGAGCAUCAGCUGUAGAAAGCUGCUCUUGUCCUCCUGGAUACGCUGGAACUUCCUGUGAGGCGUGUAUUCACGGUUUUCGGAGGGUCAACGGGAAUCUGUAUAAUGGUGUGUGUGAAGCUUGUCAUUGCCACGGACACGCUGCACAAUGCCACGAGGACACAGGACACUGCCUGGACUGCUCCCAUCAAACCACAGGCCCCCACUGUGACACCUGCCUACAUGGUUAUUACGGCAACGCCACCCGUGGGUCACCUGCGGACUGUCAGCCCUGCGCCUGCCCGCUCAGUCUUCCUAGCAACAAUUUCAGUCCCACCUGCCACCUGGGUGAAGAAGGGGAUUUGCAGUGCGACCAGUGUGAACCCGGAUACACAGGACCAAGAUGUGACAGAUGUUCCAACGGAUACUACGGCCAGCCUUCUGUGCCAGGGGGAUUAUGUCAGCCCUGCGAUUGCCACAGCAACCUGGACCUAUCCAUACCUGGGAGCUGUAAUCCAAUCACGGGCCAGUGUCUGCGCUGUCGUCAAGGUUAUGGCGGCGGGACCUGCGACAGUUGUGCUGAUGGUUACUAUGGAGAUGCCAUCACAGCAAAGAACUGCCAGGCCUGUCAGUGUCAUACUAAUGGCUCUAUAUCUGAGGUCUGCAAUAAGGAGACUGGACGGUGCCAGUGCAGAAAAAAUGUGGUUGGACGACAGUGUGACGAGUGCAUCCCUAACUGCUGGUGGGACGCUGAGCGUCAGGACUGUAUUCCCUGUCGCUGCAGCCCUCACGGCUCUAUGUCCCAGCGCUGUGACAUCGAGGGCCGCUGCAUCUGUCGCCCCGGCUUUGUGGGCCGAAGCUGUGACCUGCGUCGCCAAGGUUACGAGAGGCGAGAGACCCGGAGGCCGGUGGAGCGCGUUCCCAUAGAAGCCGUGCAGCAGAGAUGGGGGGGCCCCUCCCGCACGGGGGGUUGCCCCAGGGGGGCGUACAGGCCUAAGCAAGGGGCUCAGACUCACGGCAUUAAAACCGGUGGAGCGUGUGUCCCGUGUCACUGCAACUCGUUUGGCUCCAAGUCGUUUGACUGCGAUGAAACCGGUCAGUGUCGCUGUCAGCCGGGCGUCAACGCAGCCAAAUGUGACCGGUGCUCACGAGGAUUCUUCAACUUCCAGGAGGGCGGCUGCACACCCUGCCAGUGCAGCCAUGUGGGGAAUAACUGCGACGCUAACACGGGACAGUGUAUCUGUCCUCCGAACACUAUCGGUGGGGGGUGCGACCGCUGCGCUCCCAACCACUGGGGCCAUGAUAUCGUCACUGGAUGCAAGGCGUGCGGUUGCAGCGUGAUCGGCUCGGUGACCCAGCAGUGCAACGUCAACACAGGCUGCUGCAUGUGUCGCGACUCCUUCAGAGGAGAGAAGUGCAACGAAUGUCAGAUUGGAUACAGAGACUUCCCUCAGUGCACCCAGUGCAAGUGCAACGUCGCAGGAUCGGACAGCCAGACCUGCGACCUGGAGAGAGAAGUGUGCGCCUGCGCAGAUCGGACAGGAAAGUGCAGCUGCAAGGCGAAUGUGGAAGGAGACAACUGUGACCGCUGUAAGCCAGACACGUUUGGGUUGUCGGUACGAAACCCGCAGGGCUGCAGCAACUGUUACUGUUACGGACUGACACGCACCUGCUCAGAGGCACAAGGACUCAUCAGGAUGUGGUUGGCGUUGAAGCCCGAGCAGACGGUGCUCCCCCUGGUGGAUAAGUCCAACACUGUGGAGACGAGGAGAGGAGUGAGCUUCCAGCACCCUGAGAUCCUCGCUCACACAGAGCUGGUCAGCUCAACCCUCUCUGAACCCUACUACUGGAAACUACCCGAGCAGUUCAGAGGCUCCAUGAUCACAGCAUAUGGUGGGCAGCUGAAAUAUGCAGUGUUCUACGAGGCCAGAGAAGAAACCGGUCCCUCCUCCUAUGAGCCUCAGGUCAUCAUUAAGGGCGGUCCUAACCACAACAUCCUGAUGACACGCCACAAACCGGGCAUGCAGAUUGGACAGCUCACCCGCCACGAGAUCGACAUGACGGAGCAUGAGUGGAAGUACGCAGAUGGCCGGUCUAUGACUCGAGAGGACUUCAUGGAUAUUUUGUUCUAUGUGGACUACAUCCUAAUUAAGGCGUCGCACGGCAACUUGAUGAGACACAGCCGUAUUUCAGAAAUCAGUCUAACGGUGGCCGAGGAAGGCAGACCAACCAAAGAGAGCGAGAAAGCACAUCAGAUAGAAAGAUGUGAUUGUCCAAGCGGAUACUCCGGAUUUUCCUGCGAGGAGUGUGCUGCAGGUUUCUACCGUCUUCGCGCCAGUUCCCCGGCAUCUGCUCCCGCGUCCAGAGUGCCAACCGCUGCCGGCAUGGGCAGCUGUGUUCAGUGCCAAUGCAGCGGGCACUCUUCCACCUGUGACCCUGAGACAUCCAUAUGCCAGAAGUGUCAAGACAACACAGAGGGCGAUCGAUGUGAACGCUGCGCUCCGGGAUUCUACGGUGUGGUCCGAGGUCACCAUGACGACUGUAAACCCUGCGCCUGUCCUCUCACCAACCCAGAGAACAAUUUCAGUCCAACCUGUGUAACGGAGGGAUACGAUGACUACCGGUGUACCGCCUGUCCUGAGGGAUAUGAGGGCAAAUACUGUGAGAGGUGUGCUACCGGUUACCAUGGUGACCCGCGGACGCCGGGCGGCCGCUGCGAGGAGUGUAAGUGUUCCUUGUGGGGGGCGCUGCCUGGACCGUGUGACCCUGUCUCGGGCCAAUGCCGUUGCAGGGUCGGGGCGUCGGGGACGACGUGUGACCAGUGCAUGGAGAGGCAUGUGUGUGGACCAGCUGGCAUCAUCUCCUGUGAUGAUGAGUGCUCGGGUCUGUUGAUCAGUGACAUGGACCGCCUGUAUCGCAUCAUCACUGAGGUCACCCUGACCACGCCCCUCCCACCACCUUAUCAGGUGUUGUACCGCUUCGAGAACAUGACGGAGGAACUCAAGCACAUGCUGUCACCUCAGAAAGCUCCGGAGAGAUUACUGCAACUGGCCGACUCCAACCUCGGAUCACUGGUCGUUGAGAUGGACCAACUACACAGCAGGUCCACUAAGGUGUCUGCCGACGGAGAGCAGGUCGAGGAUGAUGCUGACAGGAUUCAUAAACGAGCCGAGGACCUGGAGCAGUUCAUCAGGGACACGCUGCUGAGAGCUCAAGACCUCCAGUCGAAGGCUGCCGACUUGAACCAGACUCUCUCGCGGAGAGAUGGAACUCCAGACAAAAGCCUGAAAGAGAUGAAGGAGGAGAUCCAGGCCAUGCUAGCCGAGAUGAGAAAACGACAGCUGGGAGGGAACAGGAUCAUCGCCGAGGAAGAGAUGGACCUGGCCGAGGAGUUGUAUCAGAAAGUGAAGAGAUUAUUUGGUGACCCCCACCAGGCCACAGAAGACCUGAAAGCAGAGAUAAAAGAGAAGCUCUCGGACCAUGAGGUGAAGCUCCAGGAGGCCCAGGAUCUACUGCACUCUGCCCAGGGAAAGACGAGGCAGGCUGGCUCACUGGCUGAUCAAAACCAAGCUAACCUCACCGCCCUGGAGAGGAAGCGCUCUGCAGUGAGCGGGGUGAGACAGGACGCACAGGAGGUCCUCGGAGAAGGAGAACGUCUCCUGGAUGAAGCAAACCAGCUUUCUGACAACAUCAACAAGGAGAUAGAGGACUUGGAGGAGAUGGGAAGAGAGCUGAGUCCUCUUCAUGACCAGCUGGACAAUAAAGUCGGUCACCUCACCGACGGUUUGAGUGGCGGCAGCCUGGCCAAUCACGUGCACGAUGCAGAGGAGCACGCCAAGCAGCUGAACGAAUCUGCUGCCAUUUUGGACGGUAUUUUGGCUGAAGCUAAAAAUCUCUCCUUCAACGCAACAGCUGCCUUCAAGGCCUACAGCAACAUUAAAGCAAAUGUGGAUGCAGCGGAGAAAGAGGCGAAGGCAGCCAAACAGAGGGCGAGUGAAGCACUGGCGCUGGCUUUAGAUCCAGAGGUCCCAGUAAAGGAAGCAGCUCAAGGUGCCCUUCAGAAGAGCCACAGACUGCUAAACCAAGCUAAACAACUUCAAAAUGAUGUGAAAGAGAAUGCCGAUGGUGUGGCCGGGCUGAAGGGCAGAGUUAAAGCAGCGAGAGACAAAACCAAAGACCUGCUGAAAGCUGUCAACGGAACCAUGGCAACGCUCAACGCUAUCCCCAAUGACACAGCGGCUAAGCUGGCAGCCACAAAGGUCGUAGCAGCAGACGCUAACGCCACGGCCAUCGACGUCCUGGAGCGCCUCGGGGAUCUGAACCUGCGACUCCAUGUCCUACAGAGGAACUACAGCGAUCUGGAGGACACGGUCAACACAGCCAAUCAGAUGAUCCAGGACCCGGAGAAAAACACCAUCAUCCACGCUGCCGGAGCUAAAGUAAAGGAUUUAGAGGAUGAAGCUGACAGGCUGCUGGAGAAGCUGCAGCCAAUUAAAAAGCUGCAGGACAAUUUGAGGCGUAACAUCUCACAGAUCAAGGAACUGAUCAACCAGGCCAGGAAACAAGCUAACUCAAUCAAAGUCUCGGUGUCAUCAGGUGGCGACUGUCUCCGUAGUUACCGCCCUGAUAUCCGGAAAGGGAGGUACAACACCAUCAUCCUCAACGUUAAAACCACCACACCUGAUAACCUGCUCUUCUACCUGGGGUCAGCCAAAUAUGUUGAUUUCCUUGCCUUAGAGAUGCGUAAGGGGAAGGUGAAUUUCCUCUGGGACGUGGGUUCAGGUGUGGGGAGGGUCGAAUAUCCUCAUCACACCAUUCAUGAUGGGAACUGGCACAGAAUAGAGGCGUCUCGUAAUGGGUUGAAUGGCACCAUAUCAGUGUAUCCUCUGGAAGGCUCUAUGGCUGGUAUGAUGCCGACCCCGGCCAGUGCCAACUCGCCCACGGCCUACACCAUCUUGGACGUGGACCAGAACGCCUACCUGUAUGUAGGAGGAAUACUCGGCACUGUCAAGAAAGCCGAUGCAGUAAGAACAACAACGUUCACAGGCUGCAUGGGGGAGACCUUCCUGGACGGUAAACCUAUUGGACUGUGGAACUACAGAGAGAGACAGGGAGACUGUAAAGGAUGUGUUGUCAGCCCCCAGCGUUCAGACGGCGAGGGGAUAGUUCAGCUGGAUGGUGAGGGCUACUCCGCAGUGGGACGACCCACCAGGUGGAACCCCAACAUUUCCACCGUGACCUUUAAGUUCCGCACAUUUUCCUCCGAGUCCCUGCUCAUGUAUCUGGCUACUGAAGAUAUGAAGGACUUUAUGUCCCUGGAGCUGUCAGAGGGCAAGGUGAAGGUGAACUUUGACCUUGGAUCAGGAGUGGGCAGCGAAUUAUCAGCUAGCCGCCACAAUGAUGGACGCUGGAAAUCCCUCACCAUGUCACGGAACAAGAAACAAGCCACGGUGACCGUAGUGGACAUCGACAGCGGUGCCGAGGAGAAGAUACUCACCACAUCUCAAGGUUCAGCUACUGGUCUGAACCUCAGGGAGCACCAGAAAAUCUAUUUUGGAGGGCUGCCUACCAUUGGAAACUACAGCAUGACGGCCAGGUCAGAGGUCACUCUGAAGCGGUAUGCUGGCUGUCUUCGGGAGAUUGAGGUCUCCAGGACUCCGUAUAAUCUCCUCAGCAGUUCAGAUUAUACCGGGGUCACUAAAGGAUGUAAUGCAGAGAACCUGUACACCGUCAGUUUCUCUAAGCCGGGAUACAUGGAGCUGGGUGGUCUGUCGCUGGCGGCCGGCACAGAGAUCAGCCUGUCGUUCAGCACGCUGGCAGACACCGGGAUCAUACUGCUGGCUGUAGGCGGAGCUUCACCAAUCGGCCAGCAGGCCCGAAACGCCAACCUCCUCAACACCAAGAGGAGACGCAGACAGUCUGGAGAGCCCUACCUCUCAGUCAUGCUGAACAGAGGCUCUCUGGAGGUCUUGGUGUUUACCGGCAGCCACAGUCCGCGUCGUGUCAUCAGACGACCUGAGCAAGGCAUACUGAAUGAUGGGAGAGAACACUCGCUGCGUAUAGAGAGGCUACCUGGCAGAUCUUUUGCAGUUCAGGUGGACGAGGAAGCCAAGAGGGAGGCGGCGCUUCCCAACGACCAGCCAGUGAGCUUGCAGCGCGUCUUCCUCGGUGGUAUUCCUGCAGACGUAGAGCAGACGUCCAACAGAGUCAACGUCCCGUUCCAGGGAUGUAUAUGGAACCUCAUGGUCAACGCUGUUCUCUCAGAUUUCUCCCUGCCCGUGUCCUUUGAGAAUGCUGAAAUUGGCCAGUGCCCCAACCUCGCCCCUGCGCCGCCUCUUCUGCCGGACGAAGAGGAGCUUGAGAAGGAAAAGGAGGAGUCAAAGCCACUCAGGCCUCCACCAACUACUCCAACUCCAGCUCCUGCUGCUGAGGCCACGCCCCCUGCCGCGCCUGCUGCUACACCCACUGCUGCUACACCCACUGCUGCUGCUGCUGCAGCCCCGCCCACCGCUAAACAGGAGCCCAGCGCUGACAUGGAUUCGUGUGCAUCAGCUGUGGCCCCGACAGCGCUGGAGAAGGCCUAUCAGUUCGGACUGACCAGGAACAGCCACAUGACGUUCGCUUUUGAUGACACCAAAGUCAGAGAGAGGCUGAUAUUGGAGUUUGAGCUGAGGACGAAGGAGGACUCUGGUCUCGUUCUCUACAUGGCAAGAAUCAACCACGCUGACUUCGUUACCAUACAGAUUAAGGACGGACAGGUCUGUCUGGGUUAUGAUCUUGGUCAUGGAAACAUCUCUGGCUGCGUCCCCUUCUCCAUCAAUGACGGGAACUGGCACAAGAUCCGUGUGAGUCGUAUCAAGCAGAGAGGUCUCCUGAUAGUUGACGGGCGAUACAGUAAACAGAUGAUCAGUCCAAAGAAGGCUGACCUGUUAGACGUGGUGGGAAAGCUGUACGUUGGUGGAUUACCAGUAAACUACACCAGCAAGAGAAUCGGACCGAUUCUCUACAGUAUCAACGGAUGUAUCCGUAACUUUAAGAUGGUUGGAGGAGCUGUAAGCACUAAAGCUGCCGCUACAGGUCGCACUGAGGCCGCCGUUGAAGACUUUAAAUUGGACAUGGCCACGCCCACCUCCAGACACAUGGUAGGGCGAUGCUUUGUUGCCACGGAGACGGGCACCUAUUUUGAAGGCACUGGCUUCCUGAAAGCAGUCGCUUCCUACAGAGUGGGUCUGGAUGUGUCGAUAGCAUUAGAGUUCAGGACCAGCAGAACCAACGGAGUGCUUUUAGCCGUCAGUAACCAAGCAAACGACGGACUGGGACUAGAGAUCGUUGAGGGCAAGCUGCUCUUCCACGUCGACAACGGAGCCGGACGGAUCACAGCGGAGCACAUGCCCCAGGGCGAGGGCUUCUGCGACGGCCAGUGGCACGCCGUCACCGCCAAGAAGCUUCGCCACAAGGUGGAGCUGGUGGUCGAUGAGCAGCAGAGCCAAGCAGAGAGUCCUAACGCUCGCUCCAACACGUGUGACACCAACGACCCCAUCUACGUCGGAGGAUAUCCGGAUGGAGUUCGACAGGCAGCUCUCUCUACCAGCUCUUCCUUCAGAGGCUGUAUGAGGAACCUGAAGAUCACCAAAGCCUCUAAGACGAUGGAUGUGCAGUUCAACAAGGCUCUGGAGAUUAAAGGAGUCCAGCCUCUCUCCUGUCCUGCUGUAGCUGCCUAACCGAUACCAUAGAACUUCUCUUCUGUUGUUUACCUAAUACAGUACUUCUCCAUCUUGGUCUCUGAACCUGCACUGGGCACAACGGGACUCAUGCAAGAACGUUUUUGUAUUCUUAUCUUAACUUUCUCUUACUUUAUUUUGCACCGCGGGCUCGUACGAGUGUUCCACGUCACAUUCAGCAAACGCUCCUAACUUCAGAUAACCGCGUAAAUGACCUGCGUAAACAAGAAUUGUAAAUUAGCAUAAUUAACGCCCCAAUGAUACCAUAUAAGGAUACGAGUCCUGCCCCAUUCAUCAGCAUGCUGUCUAAAGAACCGCUAAGGCAUCCAAAAGGAGUAAGCGAUGCGCCUAGUUACACUCCCCGUUGACCUUAUUAUAUACAGAGACAAAUUAACCUUCAAUUAGUGCGUAAUUUAAGUCGUUUUGCAGUUUGAGAUGUUCAUAUUUAUAUUGUAGUGUUAUACAAUAACAUCCGUUAUCUGUAACCGCUUAUCCUAUUCAGGAUCGCGAGGGGGCUGGAGCCGAUCACAGGGCUUACAAUAGCAUCAAUGGCCAAUUUAAAUUAAUGAUGAUAUCGUUAGGCUAAAUGAAUACAUUUAGAAUUAUAUUAUAAUGCAGAGUCAAACAGGAUAAUGUUGAACAUAAUUAUGAAGUGUAAUUUACAUAUAGGUCUCAACUCAAAAGUCCUUCAAAGUAAUGAAAUAUACAACCCGUUAGUGAAAAACGUAGGUUUGGAUAACAGCCGACUCAUUACACAUGACUUGUACGACACAUCUGGAGCACUCGUAAAUUGUGUUCGUACCUGAGAGAAAAUUCAAAAUACAAGAAAAUUGGUGAUUGCGACAAUUUCUCCUAAAUCACUCGUACAAGCCACUUAGGAACAAAUCUAUUCGUACGAGUGGUUCUUGCAUGAGGCCCGUUGUUUAUACAUCAGCGUGUAAAAUACACAUACAUCUUUUUUUGUCCAGGUGCUGAACCCAAAAACUAGGUACAGUAAUACAGCGGAAACCUCUUAUAGUGAAAUCAGAAAGCUUGGUACAGAAUCUUUCCUAUAAAAAUGCUAGUUACAGUGUUAAUCUAUAGUGAUCAAUUUGACUCGGACAAUUAUUACUAUAAGCGGUUUCCACUGUACUGUAUCUGAGUCACUAGGACUCCUUUUCAAAACCACUUUUUCUUUAAUUAAUUUAGCAAGAGCACAACGUUUGGAGCCCAGAUUAGCCCUUCAUCAGGUACAGAUGUGUGUGUCGUUGACUAAAUAGUCAAGUCUCUCGUGUAAGUGUGACAACAACCGCAGAAUUGGUGCCAAGCCACUCGAUCAGAUAUAUAGUCUCCUGUAAAGCAACAUCAAAAAGUCAAACAAAAGUCAAGAAUUAUAAAGAUCAACACUAAAUCACUGGACUAGCAAUCAAAUUAUAUCAGAAUAUCAUCAUCUAAAGGCACAUAACUAUGAAAAAGAUUUAUUUAAUCAUACAUCAGAAUGUAUAUUUCCUAGUUAUGUGUCUUUUGAUAUUCUGAUAUAGUUCAUAUUUCAAUUGCUUUUCCAGUGAUUUAGUGUUAAACUUUAUAAUUCUUGACUUUAAAGAUGCUGAUUUACAGGUGACUAUAUAUCUGAUCGAGGCUGUAGCCAAACGUACAGGAAGGACACACCUGUUAUCCUGCUCCUGUUUGGGGCUAAAAACAUGUAAACUUACCUGGUGCAGUUUUCAAAGAGACCAUCAAAAACAUUUUCUUAAUUUUUAAAGGAGACCCUGACUUUAUGUAAAGUGUAAGACUCUGGUCAAUAAAUCUAUCAUGGCUACAAAUUGAGGUCUCAAAGUGUUUUAAAAAUGCGUUUCAUAGUUUGUCCACUAAGUUUACGCUAAGGAAGAUAUUAGUAUUAAGACCUGUGCUGUGGUUACAGGUGCUCACAGUAUUCAAGCUAUGUUGAGUCCUUCAGUUAUAUUAUUUUAUCCUUGUUUCAUAAACUUCUCUGGAAAAGAAUGAAAAAUUAUAUAUUUUUUGCGUGAUUUUUCUACAUUUGUCCUUCACAAACCUUGUUCCCUGAGAAUUUGAUAAGGAUAGUUAACACAGAAAUGAACAUUGUAUAGUCAUUACUUACCUCUGUACAGAAACAGAUGUGGACUGUGAACUUUAGAGAUCUAAAAAUUACAACAAACAACUGUUUUUUCACAUCCGAUGGUUCUAAAGCCACAAGAGCUUCAGCCCCAAUGUCCACUAACUAUUCAAUUAACUUAUUAUCUAAACAAUUACAUGUAGAGCCUGCUUGCUUAACCCGAAUAUCAUGAAUACUAGAAGUACAAUUGUUUGGGGGAAAGCUAAAUAUAAUAGAGUUAAUAACUGUAUGCUAUAUUGACAUACUAACUAACUUUACUGGUGCUUCAAUACACAUAAUAGUGAGUAGAUGAGAACAUUUUUUACAUUUUUUGGUGCAAUAUUCCUUUAACAUUCCACACUUAUAUCAAUUGAUUUGAUAAUAUAAUGACAAAUUGUCACACAAGCUGGAGCUUGUUUUUAAGUAAUGUUGAGAUACCAAAUUGACGGUACAAGGUUUCUGUCGGACACUAAUGGCGGUGUAUGUUCUGCAUGGUUUGGCUGAAAAUACUUUACGAAAUAUAUUCUUGAUAGCAUCAAA
Messenger RNA from Sebastes umbrosus (honeycomb rockfish), 12528 nucleotides. It is a transcript of the gene lama2, whose product is annotated as laminin, alpha 2. The transcript has 75 exons. Gene Ontology annotation, biological process: regulation of cell adhesion; regulation of embryonic development; axon guidance. The record is from RefSeq and is a predicted model, not a curated record. Lineage: Eukaryota; Metazoa; Chordata; Actinopteri; Perciformes; Sebastidae. Gene Ontology annotation, cellular component: basement membrane. Gene Ontology annotation, molecular function: signaling receptor binding; extracellular matrix structural constituent. The coding region runs from base 99 to 9896 and encodes 3265 amino acids.